Messenger RNA from Epinephelus lanceolatus (giant grouper), 1353 nucleotides. NCBI's taxonomy places the organism in Eukaryota, Metazoa, Chordata, Actinopteri, Perciformes, Serranidae. The record is from RefSeq and is a predicted model, not a curated record.
AUGGAGCGCAUUCACCCGUGGGAGAGGCUCAUAGAGUUUUAUUUUGAGAUUGGCCUCAAAUAUAAAGACAUUAAAUCAGUGCUCGCGAGUAAACACGGUUUUCAUGUAAGUGAGAGACAACUGAAGCGACUACUUAACGCAAGAGGACACUUUCGUCGAAAAACAUUCUGUGACUUGGAAGUCCUGAUUGAAUUCAUUAGCAACCAAAUACAGUACACUGGACAGCUUCACGGUUACCGGUGGAUGUUUGCUAAAUGCAGAGAACAUGGACUACGAGUGAGGAAAGAGGAUGUGCGCUUGGUGUUGAAGGAGCUGGAUCCGAGAGGAGUGUCAUUAAGGCAGGCAAGACGUCUCAGACGACGGAGCUACUUCUCAAGAGGGCCAAACUUCAUAUGGCACAUGGACUCUUAUGAUAAACUGAAGCCAUAUGGCAUUUGUGUCAGUGGAAGUAUUGAUGGUUUUUCGAGGAAAAUAAUGUGGCUCAAUGCCUACACAACAAGUAGUGACCCAAAGUUGAUCGGAGGUUAUUAUAUGGACAUAGUGCAGCGUUUAGAGGGUUGCCCUCAGAUUGUGAGAGGCGAUCUUGGAACAGAAAAUGGCCAAGUCAGAGGAUUCCAGCGUUUCCUCGUCCCCACUCCCCCAGACAGCACCCUUGACAGUUACUUGGAUGGAGCCAGCACCGCCAAUCAGAGAAUUGAAUAUUGGUGGGGUUUUCUUCGCAGCCAGUGUGUGGAGUUCUGGUUAUCCCUGUUUGGAGACCUCAGAGACAACGGGUUCUUUGAUGGUGGAUUUCUGGACAAAAGCCUCCUUCAAUUUUGUUGCAUGGGACUCAUCCAGGAUGAGUUGGAUGACACUGCACAAGUUUGGAACGCACACACCAUCAGGCCCUCAAAGAACAUAAACGUCCCCAGCGGUCGGCCUAAUGUGAUGUAUGCCUUGCCUGAACUUUACGGGACAAGAGACUUCCUUUCCCCAGAUGAAAAUGAACAUGUUCAACUGUGCAAAAACCAAUGUGUCUUUCGCCAGACAAUACCAUGCGAUCCGGAUUUAUAUGAACUAUGCAAUAUCUUUAUGGCCGAGUCUCAUCUGACUCCACCAACAGAUCCAUAUCAGGCUGUGAACUUGUAUAUGCACCUAAGAGAGGCCAUCAGUGUAUCUCUGUAAGUCACAAGUAUUGAGUUGUGUCCUGUAUGGGCCAGAGAGUUGAGCUGUUGGUAUAGUGUAUUGUAUUUUUCCUUGCUAUCAUUGCUAUCAUUAACCAUGCUAUAUGUUUAUGUUCUGUUAUUUUAACUGAUUUGAUUUGAUGUAUGUUUGGCUUGAUGUAUGGGUAAAAAUACAACACUAUUGAUCCUC